AUGCUAGGUCGGUCCUCCGGCACUAUCUACUUGACAAAAAACCAAGUGUCGCUGCACGCGCCUGAAGUCAGCAUCACAGCAAGGAGCUUCGAUCUAUUGCGAUCCUACAAACUUCUCAUCCUUCCAUAUACACGCUCUCGCUGUUGCGACAACGAUAGCCACACACACAGUCAUCACUUGCGGAAGAUCCAGGUCCCGGUGAAAGAGCUACCAACGUACCUGGCAUUCAUGCUGGUUCGGCAACGUAUUAAACCGCGUCUCUUCGAAGUUGCACACGGCCUAUCCGUAUCUGUGAGCCUGCGCGCGGACGUAGCUGAAGUGCUCGCCUCAACUGCGCUGCCCCAUUACCCCGAGGUUAAGCUAACAUUCCCGGAGGCGCCCUACAUGAAGCGGGUAUCCAUUGCUGAGCGGAGUCGACUGCACGCACGAUCCAAGAAGAUAUUGAAAGUCUGGUUUAAGUGCGAGCGCAAGUUGGAUGAACACAUUGUUCAUUACCAGCAGCUCGAGCAGGAAGGUCGGGUGUUUGAUACCACACCGCAGAAGUCCAAGUACAUCCUCCACCCUCACGACAACUAG
Phytophthora infestans T30-4 is the source of this 576-nucleotide messenger RNA. RefSeq lists its product as uncharacterized. NCBI's taxonomy places the organism in Eukaryota, Oomycota, Peronosporomycetes, Peronosporales, Peronosporaceae. The transcript has 6 exons. The record is from RefSeq and is a predicted model, not a curated record. The coding region runs from base 1 to 576 and encodes 191 amino acids.